AUGAAUCAAACAAACUACGAAACAGAGCAUUUAACAAACUCUGCUCUCGUCACUUGCCAGCUGUCAUACUCUGAAUGGAGUCAAUUCUUCCCCGAAAAGAACUAUGAGAUUAACUUUGAAAGCGUCCGUAAGCAAGUGGAUGAGAACACGUUUGCAAUAUUUAUAAUCAACCCUCACAAUCCCAAUGGGAACGUCUACUCUGAAGCUCAUCUCAAGCAGAUCGCUUUGUUGGCUCGGGAUCUCGGGAUAAUGGUGGUUUCUGACAAAGUUUUUAGAUGGGCCGUUUUUGGGAGCAAUCCCUUUGUUCCCAUGGCGAAAUUCUCAUCAAUCGUACCUGUGAUGACUAUUGGGUCCAUAUCGAAGGGAUGGACUGUCCCCGGAUGGCGAACUGGCUGGGUCGUCCUACACGAUCUAGAUGGUGUCUUUAAAUGCACCAAGAUGCUCUUAACUGCUGCUAAACAAUUUCUUGAGAUAAAUUUUAAACCACCAACUGUUAUCCAGGCGGCUAUUCCUACCAUCUUGAAGGAUACUCCUAAAGAGUUUUUCCACAGGAGGCAGAUGUUUCUGAAAGAUAAAGCGGAUUUGGCUUAUUCUAAGCUCUCGGACAUACCGUCCUUCAAAUGCCUGAAGCAUGCACCUUCCUAUAGAUAUUAUAUUCUUACUACAUUUUCUUACAUCUCGCAGACCCAGCUGAAAAUAUCAAGCUUUGUGGACAUUAAAGAUGAUGAAGACUUCUGUGAAAAGCUUGCUACUGAAGAAAACCUCGUUCUUUUACCAGGAAUUGCUUUUGCUCUGAGGGGCUGGGCGAGGCAUUCUGUCGACAUGCAUACUCAAACUUUGGAGGAUGCCUUUGAAAGAUUGAAGAGCUUCUGUGACCGCCAUUCGGACCGCUGA
Eruca vesicaria subsp. sativa (arugula) is the source of this 894-nucleotide messenger RNA. The record is from the annotation of a GenBank genome assembly. NCBI's taxonomy places the organism in Eukaryota, Viridiplantae, Streptophyta, Magnoliopsida, Brassicales, Brassicaceae.